GUCAAGAAGUUGCUAAUCAAAAACAAUAUUACAGUAAUGCUACUGCAACUUUAAUUGCCAUUGAUGCUGAAAUUGGAGCAGUAAAUAAAGAAAAUGAAGGAGAAUUAGCCAAACAUAUUAUUCAACAAAUAGUUACUGCUCCCUGGUUUAAAAGUUAUGUUGCUCAGCAAUGGCAAGAAGUUAAUUUAAGUCUCGGUCAAGCCCUCCAGGCCGUAGCUCAUCGCCAACAAACUGUUCCAGUAGAUGUCGAUGGCUCCACUAAUGUUGCUGGUUCCAGCAAAAUUGAAGCUGAACCUAAUAGUUUAAUAAUAACUCCCCAAGGAAUACAAUUGCUUGUGCCUGAAGAAGAUUCUCACCAACCAAUUAAGAUAGAAAGGCAUUAUUCAACCACUCGUGAAAAAAUCCCCAUCUUCAUUGAUAUGCUCAAUCAGCAAGCCAUUACAGGUACAGAAGCUAUCCAAGCUUAUCAAACCCAACUAAUUAAUCCCCACUUACAAGCUGAACAAGAAGAACAAUUUCAGCAAGAACAAUUAAUUAAACCGCUUAGUAAAAUUACUACUUUUCAACCAUUGUGA
Ambispora gerdemannii is the source of this 575-nucleotide messenger RNA. The record is from the annotation of a GenBank genome assembly. NCBI's taxonomy places the organism in Eukaryota, Fungi, Glomeromycota, Glomeromycetes, Archaeosporales, Ambisporaceae.